Molecule: messenger RNA, 701 nt
Organism: Elaeis guineensis (African oil palm)
Lineage: Eukaryota; Viridiplantae; Streptophyta; Magnoliopsida; Arecales; Arecaceae
Cellular component (GO): chloroplast thylakoid membrane
Source: RefSeq, a predicted model, not a curated record
AUUUAACCAAGCUUCUUCCGCCACAUCAACGAAAGAAAUCUUUACCACCCAUACGACUCCAAGCUCACACGAACUUCUUCAUUCCCACCAUCGAAAUGGCUUCUGCGGCCCCUCUCUCACCCCUGUCCAUCGCCUCCCCUCGACAACCGGUUGCCGCUGGUACGGCGUCCCAGCGACCGGCGUUCGUGCGACUCCCUUCACCGGGGCGGAGAUCGUCUUCCAGGGUGGUGGCGGUUUCGGCAGUGGGGCAGGUGUCGGCGGACGGCAACACGUAUUUGAUCGCCGGUGCGGUCGCGGUGGCGCUCCUCGGCACCGCUUUCCCCAUCCUCUUCUCGCGCAGGGAUAUAUGCCCAGAGUGUGAUGGAGCAGGAUUUAUCCGGCAGUCAGGUGUGACAUUGAGGGCGAAUGCAGCCAGAAAAGACCAACCUCAAAUUGUCUGUGCUCGUUGCAACGGGCUUGGAAAAUUAGGACAAAUAGACAAGUAAGACAAGUGUAUUUUGAGCAACACAAGACAAAUGUGCCUACAUAGAUUAUUUGGAGGGUCUUGGUCGUAUUCCAGCAAGGUGUUUAUAUUCGUCCAUUUGGGUGUGCCUACUGUUAUGUAUUCUGUUGUCAAAAAAUAUACCACUUUUCUUGUAAACUUAUUCGAUCAAUGAAAAUGUUGACCAUAAGGUGGCGGCAUUAUAAUGUCAUUCACCAUA